Messenger RNA from Heterocephalus glaber (naked mole-rat), 1571 nucleotides. RefSeq names its product refilin A (gene Rflna). The record is from RefSeq and is a predicted model, not a curated record. Gene Ontology annotation, biological process: actin filament bundle organization; negative regulation of chondrocyte development; negative regulation of bone mineralization involved in bone maturation. Lineage: Eukaryota; Metazoa; Chordata; Mammalia; Rodentia; Bathyergidae. Gene Ontology annotation, cellular component: actin filament bundle. Gene Ontology annotation, molecular function: filamin binding.
GGGCCCGGGGUGCGGGGCACGGGCCCGAGCGCGCUCUGCGCGGCCCGAGCGAGGUGCAGGAGCCCCCGGAGCCGGGCGCCCGCACCCCGCGCCGCCAGACAUGGUGCGGCACCUGCCUCUGCAGGGCGUGGGCAGCCUGAAGGAGCAGCGUCGCGACGGCCAGCUGGACAGCCCCGACUCUGGGCUGCCCCCCAGCCCUCCCUUCUACGCCCGGGCUCCCGGCACCCUCGACAGUGCUCCGGCGGAGGGCCCCGGCGCGGCCUCAGAGGCCCCCGGCCCCGGAGAGGCCAGAGCGCCCCCUCCCCGCUUCCAAGACGCCCUGGCCCCCCAGAUGAGGCCACGGAUGCUGCCGGUGGUGUUCGGGGAGAGCAUCGAGGUGGACCCGGAACCCACACAUGAGAUCCGCUGCAACUCUGAGGUCAAGUAUGCGUCUGAGAGGCACUUCCGGGAUAAGGUGUUCUAUGCGCCGGUGCCCACGGUCACGGCCUACAGCGAGACCAUCGUGGCGGCGCCCAACUGCACGUGGCGCAGCUUCCGCAGCCAGCUGACCCUGGAGCCGCGGCCGCGCGCGCUGCUUUUCCGCAGCACGACCAUCAUCUUCCCCAAGCGCAUGCGCAGCUCCUUCCGUACCACCCUGCACUGCAGCCUGGGCCGGCCGCGCCGCUCGUUCACGGCCAGCGUGCAGCUGCGGUUGUGCGGGGCGCCCGCGGCGCUCUGACCUGGCCGCCCCGCGAGGCUGUCCGGGGCAGCCACCUGUCCGCGUGGGGGGCCCAGCUGAUGCCCCGCUUUCUUGGCCCUGCAGUGGCGCUGCCUGCGGGCGAGGAGAGGUCUGCGAUCUGGGGCGUCCCCAGGACAGCGUGCACGCCCUGUGGGGAUGGCUCCGAGCCUGUGGGAGGCGAGAGGGUGACACUCAGGCCGCCCCUGGGUCUGGAGGGCUGGCUGGCCCGAGCGCCUGGAGGACCUUGAGCCUGGACAUCAGGGCGCAGCUGCUGGAAAGGGCGCUGCUGUGGCAGUGUCCGAUGGCCCCAGACCAGUGCAGCUGGACAGAGGGCGCCCCGGGCCAGCACUAAGGUCGCCUUCAGGACUGGGCCUCUUGGACCCUGAAGCCUUUCUGUUGGGGCCAAUGGGAGGCACAGAAGGUCUUGGAGACGCUGUUGACCUCUUCAGGCCAAUCUAUACAGGGGGUGCCGAGCUCAGCCCUGGCCUCAAGAGAAACAGGGCCACCACCCUCCUCCGGCCACCAGCUCCCGCCUGGCACAGGCCAGUGCCAUCCCAUGGGAGGAGGAAGGGCCGGACAGACUCAGCUCCAGUGGGUGGCUCAGAGUCCCACAGCCUGGUGCUGCCCCUUCCCAGACCUGGGGGCUCCAAUGGCCGGGCUGCCCCCUUCCCCUGGCAGCCCCAGGAGGGGAGAGGCGGCCACUGGGCUCAAGCCCCUCCGUGGGGUGCAGGCCCCUGGGGUAGUGACCUCAGGAGAGACUGUCAGCUGCACAGGCAGCGCAUCUGGAGAUGCGUUGUGAGCAACAGGUAAUUUAAGAAGUCAGCGAUUAUCUUAAUAAAAUGCACAACCCACA